Messenger RNA from Penicillium samsonianum, 246 nucleotides. RefSeq lists its product as uncharacterized. The record is from RefSeq and is a predicted model, not a curated record. The coding region runs from base 1 to 246 and encodes 81 amino acids. The transcript is spliced from 2 exons. NCBI's taxonomy places the organism in Eukaryota, Fungi, Ascomycota, Eurotiomycetes, Eurotiales, Aspergillaceae.
AUGUCGGCAGCCAUGGGCCCUAUUAUGCAGCAACUGCAGGCUCUCCCUGCCCGCUCAAGGCAGGGUCUGAAUAACCUGCGCCAGCGUAUCUUCCAGCAGGGAGAGAGACAGCCUAAGGAAGCCAACCUCCUGCGCACUUCCCUCAAAGUUCACCGUCCCGUUUGGAUCACAGCUGCUGGCGGUCUGUACACCAGCAUGGCGGCUGUGUACCUCACAAUGCGAUAUCUGAAGCGUGUUGCUCGGUAG